CACUGAAUAUGCUGUAUGCAGACGGAAGAUAGAAAGGAGCACAAAGAGGGUCCGCCUGCGCAAACUCACUGACACGACUGUUGUUCCACGUGGCCCCUGUGAUUGACCAAAACACUUGCGCAGUGCAGACCCGGAGGCGCGCGAGCAGGGCGGUGCAGGGCAGAGGUUCUCCAGAUGUGAACCUUUAACCUGCCCGGAAUAAAGCUUCACAGUACAUCAACUAUGAAGAUGGGUGUGUUCAUGGAGUCUCACCUGGGCAGGUCUGCCCCAUGUGUCUUGUCCCUGUCCCUGCUUCUCAUACAGCUGUGCCAGGCUGCACCGGGUCAACCUGGGACACAAAGGGAGGAAGCAGUCGAUGCCCACCCCCCUUUAGUAGCGCUAGCCAAUCCCUUUGGCUCUGGAGAAGAGGAACGCAGAUUCCUGCAAAGUUACGUUCAAUCCAGUCUGAAGGAAGACCAAGGAGGACCAGAAAUCCGCACCUGGGAGCAAGAGGUGUUCUUCCUGUUUCGUCUUUAUGACUUUGACCGCAGUGAGCUCCUGGAUGGCUUGGAGAUGAUGAAACUACUUUCAGUCUACAACUCCCAUCAUACACCUGGAAAGCAGACCAAUGAACUGGUGGUGUCAAUGGUAGAUUUUUUACUCCAGACUCAGGACAUAAACCAGGAUGGCCUGUUGGCCCCGUCGGAGCUGCUGUCUCCCUCAUUACCUCACAAACAGGACUCCAGCAACAACAAAGCACCUCACCAGGACGAGCAGGAGGAGGAACAAAAGGUGGCAGCUGAGGAGAAGCUGUCAAACCAGAAGACUGACAAGGAGGAGGAGGCAGGACGAGCCGAGCAAGGAGAGCAGGCUCAUCAGGAGUUGCUGCUUCAAGAUGAAGACAAACAUCAACAGGAAGUAAAGAAAGAGGAAGAGGAGCUCAUAAAUCAAGUGGACAAACAGCAAGGACAACAAAUCCCAGAAGCCCAAGCAGCAGAACAUGGGCAGCACCACCAAGUACCCGUCCAUCAGGGACAACCAGAGAUGUGAACGCAUACAAACUGUGGAUAGUUUCUAUUGAAAAAAUACCUAAAAACACUGAGAGGACUUCUAAUCUUAUCCCUACACCUUAUCUUUAUCUUGAUUACAAUAUGUGAUACACACAUCCAAUUCAAUUGAAAGAUUAACACAUAGAUGGUUGAUACAUGAGGAAAUAAGAAUCCAAAAUCUCUUCAAAACGAGAUACGUAGGCUAGCAUAUGUGUAAUACAACCAAACAAGUACACAACCAUGUUAAAAAAAGUAGCAGCACAAUGAAAGUACGUAUACCAACAACCAAAUAUAACCGUUAUACAAAGUAAAAGUAUCUGUUAUAAAGAGAAAUGUAUUGAAAAUGUCCCGCUCACUGCAUUUGUUUUCUACAGUGAGCAAAAAUGACUUAGUUAUGAAGAGCUGAAAAAGGGAGAAAACGACUACAUUUAAAAAAGCAAUAUGAUGUAUAUAAGUCAAACAGAAGCCAUCCCUAAUUGAUAAAGUACUUUUGAAUAUUUGUUUAUUUUCCAUGCAAAGUGAAACCGUUGUUCAUCUUUUUUAAAUAAUUUGAAAAGCACAAGAUGUGUAUUUUGUUUUAUUCACUUGUAUUUAUUUAGUUUUUCUAGCAUACCUGAAAGAAGAAGCAUGUAUUUAACGUUCAUGUGUUUGUCUUUAUAGAAACAGCUUUUCAUGAACGCACUGUUUGGCCUUAUUAUGUCCGAGCCAUGCCAGGGUUUGCACCCAGACUGUUGUUUAGUUACACUGCUCUCUAUUACACACAGUUUAGCAAGUGUGCUAAGACACACUCUGAUUUGCCAUGAAAUUAAAUCUGGUCUUCCUUUGGAAUUUCUCAAUGAUUUAUUAAUUUACUGAAUAAAAUGAGGCCAUUUAGGCAGUCAAGUCUUUUUGGAAUGCACUAGUGUAUAUCUAGUGAGCGUUUUGUUUUGAUGAUUUAAUGUGCCUGAAGGAGUUGGAAACCAUAAAAUCAGUAAAGGUUAGGUGGUUAGAAAGUCCCCAUUAAAAUUACAUUAGUGAUUAUCUGCAAUGCAAAGUCUAUCUGAGAACUUGACAUGUGUUUUCAGUAUGAACAACAACGUGUUCAAAUGUUGUCUGUUCACUCUUUCAACCCAUUUAUGAAUUGAUACAGCUGAAGAAAAUAAAGGAAACAUUUCAUU
Molecule: messenger RNA, 2185 nt
Organism: Eleginops maclovinus (Patagonian blennie)
Lineage: Eukaryota; Metazoa; Chordata; Actinopteri; Perciformes; Eleginopidae
Gene: cgref1
Product: cell growth regulator with EF-hand domain 1
Exons: 7
Coding region: 223-1029 (268 amino acids)
Molecular function (GO): calcium ion binding
Source: RefSeq, a predicted model, not a curated record